Molecule: messenger RNA, 1932 nt
Organism: Colletotrichum truncatum
Lineage: Eukaryota; Fungi; Ascomycota; Sordariomycetes; Glomerellales; Glomerellaceae
Product: succinate dehydrogenase
Biological process (GO): tricarboxylic acid cycle; mitochondrial electron transport, succinate to ubiquinone
Molecular function (GO): electron transfer activity; flavin adenine dinucleotide binding; succinate dehydrogenase (quinone) activity
Source: RefSeq, a predicted model, not a curated record
AUGGCCUCCUCAAUGGCGCUGAGGAGAUUUGCCGCCAGACCUGCUUUCUCGCAGGCGCGCGCAUUCUCUACGACCAGACCUGCCGCGCGGGUCUUUGCGAACCGUCCUCUUCGUGCGAAGGAAGCUUCUCCCUAUGUUAGCAACAAAUACCCCGUGAUCGACCACGAGUACGAUGCUAUCGUUGUUGGUGCUGGUGGUGCUGGUCUCCGUGCCGCUUUCGGUCUUGCCGAGGCUGGCUUCAACACUGCCUGCAUUUCCAAGCUUUUCCCUACCAGAUCUCACACUGUCGCCGCUCAGGGUGGUAUCAACGCCGCUCUGGGUAACAUGCACGAGGACGACUGGAGAUGGCACAUGUACGAUACCGUCAAGGGCUCGGAUUGGCUCGGUGACCAAGAUGCUAUUCAUUACAUGACCCGUGAGGCGCCUGCCUCUAUUGUCGAGCUUGAGAACUACGGCUGCCCCUUCUCCAGAACCGAGGACGGCAAGAUUUACCAGCGUGCUUUCGGUGGUCAGUCUCAGAAGUUCGGCAAGGGUGGCCAGGCCUACCGUUGCUGCGCUGCCGAGGAUCGUACCGGCCAUGCCCUUCUUCACACCCUGUACGGCCAGUCUCUCCGCCACAACACCAACUACUUCAUCGAGUACUUCGCCCUCGACCUGAUCAUGCAAGACGGCGAGUGCCGCGGUGUCCUUGCCUACAACCAGGAGGACGGCACCCUGCACCGUUUCCUUGCUAACCACACUGUCUUGGCUACCGGUGGUUACGGCCGUGCCUACUUCUCCUGCACCUCUGCCCACACCUGCACUGGUGACGGUAUGGCUAUGGUCGCCCGUGCCGGCCUUCCCAACCAGGAUCUCGAGUUUGUCCAGUUCCACCCUACCGGCAUUUACGGUGCUGGCUGCCUGAUCACUGAGGGUGCCCGUGGUGAGGGUGGUUACCUCCUCAACUCUGAGGGUGAGCGCUUCAUGGAGCGUUACGCCCCUACUGCUAAGGAUCUUGCCUCCCGCGACGUCGUCUCCCGUUCGAUGACCAUGGAGAUCCGCGAGGGCCGUGGUGUUGGUGAGGAGAAGGACCACAUCUUCCUGCAGCUUAGCCACUUGCCUGCUGAGGUUCUCCACGAGCGUCUGCCCGGUAUCUCCGAGACCGCUGGUAUCUUCGCCGGCGUCGACGUCCGCACUCAGCCCAUUCCCGUCCUGCCUACCGUCCACUACAACAUGGGUGGUAUCCCCACGAGAUACACCGGUGAGGUUAUUACCGUUGAUGAGCAAGGUAACGACAAGGUUGUCCCUGGUCUGUUCGCUUGCGGUGAGGCUGCUUGCGUCUCUGUCCACGGUGCUAACCGUCUCGGUGCCAACUCCCUGCUCGACUUGGUCGUCUUCGGCCGUGCCGUCUCCCACACCAUCCGUGACAACUUCACCCCCGGUACCAAGCUCAAGCCUAUUGAGGCUGAUGCUGGUGCUGAGCACAUUGAGGUUCUUGACAAGGUUCGCACGUCUGAGGGCCCCAGAACGACUGCCGAUGUCCGCCUGGCUAUGCAGAAGGCUAUGCAGACUGAGGUCAGCGUUUUCAGAACACAAGAGUCUCUGGACGAGGGUGUUCGCAAGAUGAUUGAGAUUGAUGCUCAGUUCCCCGAGGUCGGCAUCAAGGACCGCAGCAUGAUCUGGAACUCGGAUCUUGUUGAGACCCUUGAGCUCCGCAACCUCCUGACUUGCGCUACUCAAACCGCCACCUCUGCCGCUGCCCGUAAGGAGUCUCGUGGCGCCCACGCCCGCGAGGACUACCCCGAUCGUGACGAUGUCAACUGGAUGAAGCACACCUUGUCCUUCCAGAAGCAGCCUCACGGCAAGGUCGAGCUCGGCUACCGUGGCGUCAUUGCCAACACUUUGGAUGAGAACGAGUGCAAGCCUGUUCCUCCAUUCAAGCGUGUGUACUAA